CUGAGAAAUAGUAUUAUACAUAGUUCAUAAUAUACUGUGCUAUAGAUCUGGCGAUAUAUUUAUUUAAAAUAGGAAAAUAUUGAUUUAUUAUGGUGGAUUAACCGAGGAAUCAACAUGUAUAUAAUGUGUCUAUCUCUCGUCUUGAUAUUUCUCUCAUGUUCAGGUGUGAAAAGUUUUACUAUUAAAAACGAAACGUCAUUGCGAGAGGAACUAUUUGUUACUAAUGAGUAUGAUGUCAACGUUCGACCAUUGUCCAGAGUUACAGUUCAGAUAAAGUUCAAUCUGCUCACCAUUCAUGAGCUGAAUAUACGCGAUCAAGUGUUUAGAGUUAGUGGAUGGUUGACCAUGGUAUGGUUAGAUAAACGUUUAUCUUGGGAUAAAGACAAACACGGCAAUGUUCAGUUUCUGUUUGCUACUCAGAGUGAAAUCUGGAGACCAGCUAUGGUAGUCAGCAACUCUAUUGAGAACGUUGGAGUUCUGGCUGAUGAAUUCACGCCGUUUAGAAUAACUACUGGUGGUCGUAUCUUCUGGGAGCCGACGGGAAUAUUUGUUGUAUAUUGUGAGGUGGAUAUAACUUAUUACCCAUUUGACACUCAGGAGUGUUUUAUAACCGUUCAGAGCUGGGGUUAUAACCUACGGGAGGUGAAUGUAACGGCUCUAGGUGAAGGCAUAGAUAUACAGGAAUUUAAACCUAAUGGUGAAUGGCAAUUAACAUCUUUUAGAGUCAGUACGGAAGAUAAUAUUGACUCUAAAGGAGAUUCGUUCAGUCAGAUAAAGUUCCACUUCAAGUUGGACAGAAAGAGCAACUACUACUGGUUGAAUGUUCUGUUACCAGUGCUAGUGAACUCUAUUCUUACAGCUCUGGUAUUUGCUCUACCAGCCGAGUCUGGUGAAAAGAUGGGAUAUUCUCUAACAGUUCUGUUAUCAUUUGCUGUCUUACUGACCCUUGUGGCUGAUAAAAUACCUUCAACGUCUAUAAACACAUCCCUGAUAGUUGUGUAUUUUGCGAUUGUUCUUGUUCUUGGUGCGCUGGCUGUUGCUUUAAGUACCAUCGUCUUGGAAUUUUACUUCCGGUCCGAUGCGGAACCCAUCCCUAAAUGGGUGAUGUUUAUAUCUAAGGAUAUAGUGGGACGAAUGGUGUGUUAUAAAGGAAUAAAUACAAGUAAAAAUUCACGCCGAGUAGAGAAUGGCGUGGAACCAAAGGUGGACUAUAAUGAUGAUCCUCCACUGGACAGAGCGACAACCAUAAAACGAGAAAUAUUUCUACGAAAAGCAUCAGAAAUAUACCGAGAUAGAAUGAACUGUGAAUUGCGUUGGAGAGAUAUCUCUAAAAUUUGGGAUGUUUUUUUCUUACGACUUUAUUUGCUAGUGAUCACAUGUGUAACCCUGGGCUUUCUUAUUGGUACUGCAGGUCGCGCUUGAGGAAAAUUUUCGUCAAAAAUUCGUUCAAGUCUAUUAUACCACCGAAAAGUGCCUAAACGAAAUUUGAACCACCUAUUUUUUGACAAUUUUUAUUGUAUAAAGUGCUAGUAGUUGAUAUAAAAGCGAAAUAUUAGACUGCUAUGUUCCUACAACUGAUACAGGAAUGACACAAACAGUUUUGCCUGGUAGCAUUAACCUUACAGUCGUUUUUAAAAUCAUUUGACUUGAACUACAUUAUACCAGGAAGAGAUUUAUUAUUUCGGUUCACUAUUAUGCUUUUAUUUAGUUUUUGUAAAGACACUGCCUGUAUAAUGUAUUUAAUAAAAGAAUGUGAUAUA
This is a messenger RNA of Lottia gigantea (owl limpet), 1760 nucleotides long. RefSeq lists its product as hypothetical. Gene Ontology annotation, cellular component: membrane; synapse; neuron projection. NCBI's taxonomy places the organism in Eukaryota, Metazoa, Mollusca, Gastropoda, Lottiidae. The transcript is spliced from 6 exons. The coding region runs from base 115 to 1422 and encodes 435 amino acids. Gene Ontology annotation, molecular function: neurotransmitter receptor activity; transmembrane signaling receptor activity; extracellular ligand-gated monoatomic ion channel activity. Gene Ontology annotation, biological process: regulation of membrane potential; chemical synaptic transmission; monoatomic ion transmembrane transport. The record is from RefSeq and is a predicted model, not a curated record.